Molecule: messenger RNA, 810 nt
Organism: Geosmithia morbida
Lineage: Eukaryota; Fungi; Ascomycota; Sordariomycetes; Hypocreales; Bionectriaceae
Product: GDSL-like Lipase/Acylhydrolase
Exons: 4
Coding region: 1-810 (269 amino acids)
Source: RefSeq, a predicted model, not a curated record
AUGGCCAUGAUGUAUCCUCAGCUCGUCUUGCUGGGAGACUCUCUCUUCCAGAACUCGAUAGCCCUUCAGGAUGGGUUUUCGUUCAAUGCCGCUGUCCAGAGUCUCUGCACCCGCAAGCUAGACGUCAUCAACCGCGGUCUCUCUGGGUGGAAUACUAAGAACCUGAUCGAGUACAUGGACCGCAUCUUUCCGGAGCCGACGGCGAACACUCCGGAGAUUAAGUAUGUCGCCAUCCUGAUGGGAGCCAACGACGCUGUGCUGCCCUUCUCCCCUACGAAGCAGCACGUCCCGAUAGAUGAGUACAAGGAGAACCUGAUCAAGAUCAUCAGCCACCCGCGGAUCAAGAAGAAUAAGCCCAUUAUUCUCCUUGUGACGCCUCCGCCCGUGGACGAGCUCAAGCACAGCAAGCUCGACGCCGAGUCCGGGCUGUCUUCGUCGAUACGCACGUCGGCCGUCAGUGCCUCGUAUGCGGAGAAGGCCCGCGAGGUAGCCCGCGAGAACCCUGAUAGAGUUGUGCUGGUGGACCUCUGGCAGGCCAUCAUGGAUAAGGCCAUUGCCAUGUCUCCAGAUGACUACCAGCCCGGUGGGCCCUGGCUAGGCAGCCCGGAGAACGGUAAGGCCGGCGGGCUGGACACGCUCCUCCCCGACGGACUGCACAUGAAUGGGGAGGCGUACCGGAUCUUCUUUGACAUAAUUCGUCCUCACAUUGGCAAGGAGUGGGAGGGCCUGCCGCCUAAUGCCGGCUACGUGUUCCCCUCUUGGCAGAAUAUGAACAGGGUGGAGGUCGUCACCGAGAUUCCGGAUAACUAG